ACUGCUGCAGAGCUAGCGGAAACGGCAACGAUGGUGGUGUCUGAAUAUGUAAGAAACCUUGGGAGCGACCAUGAACAGGUGGUUCCCGUAACGAUGUUCGUGGCUGUUCUUUGUUUGUGCUUAGUCAUCGGUCACUUGCUCGAAGAAAACCGCUGCGUUAACGAGUCUAUAAUUGCCAUUUUGAUCGGAUGCAUAGCCGGAACUAUAAUCUUACUUCUUAGCAAGGGGAAGAGCUCUCACAUCCUUACAUUCAACGAAGAAUUGUUCUUCAUAUAUCUCCUUCCACCAAUCAUUUUCAAUGCUGGAUUCCAGGUGAAGAAAAAACAGUUCUUCCAAAAUUUCCUAACCAUCAUGUCGUUUGGGGUGAUUGGCGUUUUUAUUUCAGCAAUAAUUAUUACAGCUGGCAGCUGGUGGCUGUUUCCUAAGCUGGGCUUUGUUGGUCUGACCGCACGAGACUAUGUUGCUGUAGGUACUAUAUUUUCAUCAACUGAUACAGUGUGUACACUGCAGGUUCUCCAUCAAGAUGAAACCCCUUUGCUGUACAGCCUAGUUUUUGGGGAAGGAGUUGUGAAUGAUGCAACGACAGUUGUUCUCUUCAAUGCAGUUCAGAAGCUUGAUAUUUCAAGAAUUGAUAGUAGGACGGCACUUCACGUUAUUGGAGAUUUCUUUUACCUUUUCUUGGCAAGUACUGCUCUUGGAAUCACGGCUGGACUUGUGACAUCAUAUGUUCUUAAGACCUUAACUUUUGGAAGACAUUCCAGUGUUCGUGAAAUUGCUUUGAUGAUUUUAAUGGCAUAUCUCUCCUACAUUUUGGCAGAGCUGCUGCAACUUAGUGGAAUUCUCACUGUUUUCUUCUGUGGAAUUCUGAUGUCACACUAUGCAUGGCAUAAUCUUUCUGAGAAUUCAAGAAUCACGACCAGGCAUCUAUUUGCAACAAUGUCAUUUAUUGCAGAAACAUUCAUAUUUCUCUUUGUGGGAAUGGAUGCUCUUGACAUUGAAAUGUGGAGGAUGACCAAAUUAAGCUUUGGGACUUCAAUGAGCAUCUAUAGUACCUUAAUCUUACUAAUAUUGCUUGGCCGUGCUGCAUUUGUUUUUCCUCUCUCUGUUCUUUCCAAUCACAUGAAUAGAAGAGCCAAGAGAACAUCAGUAAUCACAUUUAAACACCAGAUAAUCAUUUGGUGGGCCGGGCUAAUGAGAGGGGCAGUCUCUAUUGCAUUGGCUUUCAAACAGUUCACAUAUUCUGGUGUUACAUCGGAUCCGAUCAAUGCUACAAUGAUUAUCGACACCAUUGUCAUAGUCCUCUUCAGUACACUAGUGUUCGGUUUUCUAACCAAACCACUUAUAAGCUAUCUGAUUCCCCACCAUGAAACUAUCAAAAUUGGGCAACGAGAAUCAUCCUCACCGAGAGAGGACUUGAACACACCUUUGAUCUCCUUGGAAGAACCUACCACAAGCAACAUAACCCGUGCAAAGGAUAGUUUAUCCAUGCUGAUAGAAAGGCCUGUGUGCACCAUACAUUUCUAUUGGAGGAAAUUUGAUGAUGCCUACAUGAGACCCAUAUUUGGAGGGCCUGUUACAAGCCAGUCGGAGUGUUAAGCGAACUACAGCAAAUCAGCUAGAUCAAAGUAAGGUACUAGAAUUGCGUAACAGUUAUUCAUUAUAGUCCAGUGUUUCGAAUGGACAUGCUUGCUUGAUGCGCGGCCAACAUAUUCAUGGGAUUCUGUGGGAUACAUACUUUCUUGACAUUAACAUCUCUUUGCAUAGUUAUAACCAAACUAUGCGGCUUUAAAGGUCAAGACUUACAAGCGUGAGUAUACUUCCGGAGCAAAAGGAGUUGAAAGAGUUCAAACUUUCUGCGAGGCUGGGAGAUUUACUGAGACACUUCCUGUGUAUAAAGCUUUUAUCUUUUUUGGUUUUUGGUUUUCAAGCUUUUUUCUUGUAUUAGGAUAAUGAGAGAGAUUAAACUACAAUCUUUGUAAUAAUGUAGAUAAUUCAAUAGAAUAAGGAUCUGUGGAAGAAAGAAAACAGAGAAAAAGGUACAAAUUUAGCACUGGUUUUUGUUGGGG
Messenger RNA from Juglans regia (Persian walnut), 2066 nucleotides. RefSeq names its product sodium/hydrogen exchanger 4. Gene Ontology annotation, biological process: regulation of pH; proton transmembrane transport; sodium ion transport. Gene Ontology annotation, cellular component: membrane. NCBI's taxonomy places the organism in Eukaryota, Viridiplantae, Streptophyta, Magnoliopsida, Fagales, Juglandaceae. The record is from RefSeq and is a predicted model, not a curated record. The transcript is spliced from 14 exons. Gene Ontology annotation, molecular function: sodium:proton antiporter activity. The coding region runs from base 31 to 1596 and encodes 521 amino acids.